UUUUAAUUUUUUUGUCAAUUAUUUUAUUUUUUUCUUUGUUUUUUCUUUUUUUCAGUUAAAUGGUUCAAGCUAGUGUUUCUCCACCAGUUCCUCAUUGGGAACUUGGAAUUGGCUCUAUUGCUUGCCACGCGUGGAAUAAAGAUAGAACACAAAUUGCCGUCUCUCCAUCAAAUAAUGAAAUACACAUUUUUGAAAAGUCUGGUGAUUGUUGGCGUUCAAUACAUAUUCUUUCUGAACAUGAUUUGCUUAUAACUGGAAUUGAUUGGGCGCCAGACACAAACAGAAUUGUUUCUUGUUCUCACGAUAAAAAUGCUUUUGUGUGGACAUUUGAUCCUAAGCAAGGACAGUGGAAACCGGAAUUAGUUUGGAUUCGAACAAAUCGGGCAGCAACGUGUCGUGAGAAUAAUUGGUGGAUAUCUAGACAAAUUAAAAAACCAAUUCGUUCAACUGUUAUUUCCCUUAAUUGGCAUCCAAAUAAUGUUCUUUUGGCAACUGGUUCUUGUGAUUUUACAACUCGAGUAUUUUCUGCUUAUGUUAAAGAAGUUGAUGAUAAACCUUCACCAAAUCCUUGGGGAACUAAAAUGCCUUUUGGUGAAUUAUUAAAAGAAUAUAAAACUGGCGGUUGGGUAAAUGAUGUGGCUUUUUCUCCUUCUGGAUGUCGAUUAGCUUGGGUCUGUCAUGAUUCAACAAUUUCAAUUUUUGAUUCAACUCACAAUCAACAACUACCAAUCACACAAAAAACACCCUUUUUGCCUUUUACUUCAAUUAAGUGGAUUAAUGAAUCUGAAAUAUUGACUGCUGGUUUUGAUUGUUCGCCAAUUCUUUACAAUUUUGACGGUUCUACAAUUAAAUUUAUUUGUAAAUUGGACGUUCCUUCUGAAAAUAAAAAUAAUCAAGCAAAUGUUAAUAGUGCCUUUGCAAUGUUCCGAAAUUUUGAUAAAAGGGCAGCUGUGGCAAAUGGUGGAGGGGGAAGUGAAUUUGGAAUGAAUAAUUCUUUUGCAAAAACUUUACAUCAAAACACUAUUUUGUAA
Meloidogyne enterolobii is the source of this 1031-nucleotide messenger RNA. Lineage: Eukaryota; Metazoa; Nematoda; Chromadorea; Rhabditida; Meloidogynidae. The record is from the annotation of a GenBank genome assembly.